AUGGCAGUUGAACACUUCUCGUACUUUCUGCUCGGUCGAAAGUUCACGUUGCGUACUGAUGCCAAGGGAGUAGCCUUCAUUUUCAACCGGUCUCGGGAGAAUUCAAAAAGAGCUCUAACUAGAGCGGACGGGUGGGCAUUGCGGCUCAGUCCGUAUAGUUACGUGGUGGAAUACGUAAAAGGCGAUGACAACAUAGCAGAUCCUUCUUCCCGUUUAUACCAAGGAGAAGACGAACCGUUUGAUGAAGAAUCAAGCCCCUGGGAAGUCGCUCAUAUCGAAGCGAAUGCAAUUGGUUUCAUAACCGAUAGUGAAGUCAAAGAAUACACCAAGAAGGACGAUACCCUACAUGAGGUGGCAGAGGCUUUGAACUCAGGAGAAUGGCCUAAAAAUCUGGGCAGAUUUCAAGCGGUAUCUGAUAACCUGCUGAUGAAAGACGGAAUGCUGACCAAGCUAGGCUGUGUCGUGAUACCCGAUCAGCUGCGUCACAAAACUCUUGACGUUGCACACUCUGGUCAUCCAUCGACAGCAAAGUUUAAAAGCAUUCUUCGUGAGCGAGUUUGGUGGCCCGGGAUCGCCAAGGAUGCUGUUGAAUGGGUGAAGGCCUGUGAAACUUGCGCUCUAAAUGGACGACCGGAGAAACCAACUCCAAUGAGGCGGAAGUUUGCGCCAAAGACAGUUUGGGAAACGAUUGCGCUCGAUUUUAAUGGCCCCUACGCGCGGUUUGGCGGAAUAUCCAUUUUGGUGAUUAUCGAUUACAGGUCGAGGUAUGCGAUUGCCAGACCUGUGAGAUCCACCAGCUUCGGAAACACGAAGAAGAUACUGGACGAUGUGUUCAAUAAGGAGGGGUUUCCUGAGGCCAUAAAGUCAGACAAUGGACCACCGUUCAACGGAGAGGAGUAUAGGAAUUACUGCAACAUCAGAGGUAUUCAGACAGUCUUUUCUACGCCAUUUUUUCCACAGCAAAAUGGACUUGUGGAGAACUUCAUGAAAGUUGUGAAUAAGGCAAUGUCCACCGCGCUGGCAAGAGGAUGUGACUUUCAUGAAGAACUUCAAGCAGCGGUGAACGCCCAUAACUCGGCAGCCCACACAGUUACAAGAUUGCCACCAGAGGAAGUUAUGUAUGGUAGACGAAUCCGACGUGGACUACCUCUGUUGAAUCGUGGAAGAGUAGACAUAGAUGACCGCUUGUUGGAUAUGCGCGACUCCGAAUCAAAACUCUAUUCUAAAACUCUGGCGGAUGAGCGACGGGGUGCUAAACCAUGCGGAGUUCACCCUGGAGACGAAGUCAUAUUGGAACGUCAAGCUAAAUCAAAAGGAGAUACGAGAUUUGAUAAGAAACGGUACACCGUGAUCGAAGAGCACAACGGGAGCCUGCUUCUUAACGACGAUGAUGGUCAUCAGGUUCGUCGUCACGUCACCCAGGCUAAAAAAGUCCACAAUUGGCGUAAUUCGAACGACGCGGAACCAUCGGAGGAAACCGUAACUAGUCGACCGUCUAGAUCAAAGAAAGUUCCGGGGUACUUGUCAGAUUAUGUACAGCAACUCGAUGAAUAA
This is a messenger RNA of Aedes albopictus (Asian tiger mosquito), 1554 nucleotides long. RefSeq lists its product as uncharacterized. Gene Ontology annotation, molecular function: nucleic acid binding. The transcript is spliced from 2 exons. Bases 1 to 1554 code for a protein of 517 amino acids. NCBI's taxonomy places the organism in Eukaryota, Metazoa, Arthropoda, Insecta, Diptera, Culicidae. The record is from RefSeq and is a predicted model, not a curated record. Gene Ontology annotation, biological process: DNA integration.